Molecule: messenger RNA, 1557 nt
Organism: Apiotrichum porosum
Lineage: Eukaryota; Fungi; Basidiomycota; Tremellomycetes; Trichosporonales; Trichosporonaceae
Exons: 1
Coding region: 1-1557 (518 amino acids)
Source: RefSeq, a predicted model, not a curated record
AUGCUAGAUGCCGCUUGCUUCCCGCACCUAGUCGACCUCGUCUUCGAACACGCCUUGUACGAUUCGCUACUCGCCCUCCGCACCGCGUCGAAAAGCUUCCGCCAAGCCGCAGACGAUCGCUUGAUUGAAGAGAUCAUCGUCAGCAGAGAGUGCAAAGACGGCGAAUCAUGGUGCUACGUCUUUCAUCCGUAUGGCGGGGUGCCAGCAUUGAUGGAAUUCAAUGAAGCGGCGUUCAAGCACACCCAUGGCUUGGAGCACCGCGCGAGUUAUCCAAUGCUGGCCCCAGACGCUUUCGCCAAGACCCGCAACGUCUCCUUCUUUGGGGUAGUCCACUUGCCGCAGCUCUUCCUCGUCGAGCAUGGCUUGCAACCGUCCUUUGCGGCCUUUCUGGACUCUCACACAACCUAUCCCGAAUUGGUGGCCAAUUGCGAAACGGUCGUAGCUUGGGGGCGCACUCCUCCCUUUAUCAACUCUAACGGGGAGCCUAGACCUGCAGUAUUCCGCAAAGACUGCCCUCUCCUCUCUUCCAAGACGAAGAAACUGGUCUACAACAUCGGCCAUCAGCAGUCACCACAUCCAUGGACGGGAUUCGAAGGCGUCAAAGAAAUCGUUUUCAUCCUCCCACCGUAUCGUGACGACCAUUAUACAGGGGCGCCGGUGUCCUUGUUAAACCUGAUGGAGAUGAUAGGGCACUGGAAAUGGGCUCCACUCACUAUAGUCGGUGCAAACUGCCUUCCUGUGCACCCCUGCCCGUACGAUGGAACCGACGAUCCCUACGUGGCAUUCCGCAAUUGCCUUGUGGAUGCUUACGGAGACAGGUAUAGCGGCAAAAAGCGCCCUUCCCGGUGCAAGAAGAUGAAGGCUGUCAAAAAGAUCAAGUUUAUUGCACACCGUGAAUACUACCACCUGGUGGGACACAAAACGUACAGCCAUGAAACCCAUACGUUCAUGUCCCCGAAACAGGUGGACAGUUUUCCUUUCCCUGACGACAAAGACGCCGAGCUCCCCAAGGUAUAUACAACCCCUUUCCCCGACGACGACGACGACGAGAUCUUCAACCGACCAUAUCCCCAGACCGUUGGGGACGAACCGUGUGGCCCUUAUGGUCUCCGUCUUGGAGCGACCAGUGACAAAUUCGACUCGUUUGGAUUUCGCUCUGUUGGCGACAAAUAUGACUUGGGUGGCGACGAAUACGACUUGGUUGGCAACGAACGCGACCUGGCUAUUGAAGAACACGAUCGGACUGGCGACGAACACGACUUGUCUGGCAACGGAUACGACUUGGUUGGCGACGAACACGCCUUGGCUGGCAACGAACGCGACCUAGCUAGUGAAGAACACGAUCGGACUGGCGACGAACACGACUUGUCUGGCAACGAAUACGACUUGGUUGGGGACGAACACGCCUUGUCUGGCAACGAACACGACCUAGCUAGUGAAGAACACGAUUGGACUGCCGACAACCAACAUUCCACUGGCGAAGAACAAGAUUCGAGUGACGAAUACGGCGAGCAAAUCCUCGACAGGACGGAGUGGCGGAGAACCGGAUUCAAGUGA